Messenger RNA from Notothenia coriiceps (black rockcod), 3275 nucleotides. RefSeq names its product pumilio RNA-binding family member 3 (gene pum3). The transcript has 22 exons. Gene Ontology annotation, cellular component: nucleolus. The record is from RefSeq and is a predicted model, not a curated record. The coding region runs from base 100 to 2397 and encodes 765 amino acids. Gene Ontology annotation, biological process: regulation of translation; proteolysis. Lineage: Eukaryota; Metazoa; Chordata; Actinopteri; Perciformes; Nototheniidae. Gene Ontology annotation, molecular function: mRNA binding; aspartic-type endopeptidase activity.
CAAAGCUUCAGUUUGGUUGGAUAGUGUGGUGCCGUAAACCGUGUUGGUCGCAGAACGCAUGGGACUGAGCUGCGAUAGCGUGUGUGUUUAUUUGAAAUAAUGGAGGCUAAAUCGAAGAAACCCUUUUCUCCUAAAGGUGGAAAGAAGUUUACACAGAAAGGAAAAGAUUCAAUGGGGACCAAACUUGGAGGAAAACCGGCUGGUAAGAAGCCCUUCAAAGCGUAUGACAACACAGGGGGCAAACCGUGGAAGGGUGGAAAUGGCGGAAACAAAGACUACAAACCUGCUUUCUCCAAAGCUGGGCCUGGUCCGCAGAAGAGAAAAAUGCCAUUUAAGGCGAAAGACGAAGGCGAAGGCCCAGAGGCCAAGAAGUUGAAGGAUGGCGAAGUUAAGCCAAACACAGAAGGGCUGACGGAGGAGGAGAUCAAGAAGAACAGGCAGCAGGCGAAGAGGGAUCUGAAGGACAGCAGGCAGCACGCGGAGAGGAAGGACAUGUUCGAUAUCAUCCGUCAGUGCAAACGCCUGUGGGGCGACCUCAGGAGGAAGAAUUGUGACAAAGAGCUGAAGACCAAACUGAUGGGGGAGCUUCACGAUCUGGUCCGCGGGAAGAUCAAGCAGGGAAUCGUCAGGAUCCCUCUGAAUAAGCACAAGUCUAUGCGUGAGGCCCUGAGAGAGAAGGGGAUUGAGCUGCCUUACCAUGAUCCGGCUCUCAAGUACCAGCCUGAUGAGUUUUCCACCUCUGCCAACAUGUACAUCAAUAACUACGCAGACACCACCUACUAUGGCGCCAUCAGUAUUGGAACACCCCCCCAGUCCUUCCAAGUGCUCUUUGACACCGGCUCUGCCAACCUGUGGGUGGACUCCAUCUACUGUAGCACUCAGGCCUGCAGUGAGUAUGAACCAACAGGCGGGACUAUGUCUCGACCACAGACGGAACAGGAAAAUGACAAACUGCAAAGCAGAAUGGAGCAACUGGGGCAACAUGCAGCAUGUACAGUGGAUCUUCAGAAAGUUCUGGAGACAUUGGAGGACCAGGAGUUGAAGGAGAACGUUGAAGUAAUGAGAAACCUGCAGGACAUUAUCUUGGAGCUCAAGAGUGAGAGUGAAGGCAUCACUGCCUCCAUUGAUGCUAUGGCUGCAGGAGACGGAGCUGAGCUGUCUGGGAAUGGCAGUAGCAAUGACGAUCCACAAAGUGUGGGGGUCGNCUCGUCCAUCAUCGAGUACGCCUACAACGACAAAGCCGUGUUAGCGCAGAGACUGAUGCUCACUGAGGAGCUGUACGGGAACACCUACACCGUCUGCAGGUCUGGAGUAUGUAACACCAUCGAGAAAGUGGCCGAGGCGAACCCGGACAAGCUGGCCAACAUCAUCGAGGAGAUGAAGCAGACCCUCACUCCCAUGGCCCAGAAAGAACAAGUCAUCAAACACUCUCUGGUCCACAAAGUCUUCCUGGACUACUUCCUGUUUGCACCCGAGAAACAGAGAACGGAGAUGAUCGAGUCCAUCAGAGAGUCAGUCGUCUACAUGGCUCACACACACGACGGAGCCCGAGUGGCCAUGAACUGUCUGUGGUUCGGGACGGCCAAGGACAGAAAAGUCAUCAUCAAAACUAUGAAGACCUACAUGGUGAAGUUUGCCACGGGAGAGUUCGGUCACCUGGUUCUUCUGGCCAUGUUCGACUGUGUGGACGACACCAAGCUGGUCAAACAGGCCGUGCUCUCUGAAGUCUUGUUGUCUCUGGAUGAGGUCAUCGGUAAUAAAUACGGUAAGAAGGUUCUGUUGUACCUGCUGACCCCCAGAGACCCCGCUCACCUGCUGCCGGAGAUCAUCAAGGUGCUGGCGCGAGGAGACGGGAACACACACAGUAAAAAGGACAUGGCGGUCCGGCGAAAGGAGCUGCUGGAGGUCGUCUCCCCCCCGCUGCUGGAGCAUCUCCGUACCAACGCCGACACCAUGGUGAUAGACAAGGCGUCCAGCGUCACCAUCAGUGACAUCCUGGCGUCGGCCUGCGGGGAUCUGCGGCCCGCCAUGACAGCCGUGGCUCAGCUGGCCAAUCAGGAGCUGGUUCCAGGGGGGAUAGACGGACAGCUUCACAUGGCCGAGCACCCAGCAGGACACCUGGUGCUGAAGUGGCUCCUGGAGCAGGACAUGACGCUGGCAGAGGCCGGCAAGGAAGAGCGCUUCAGCAGGAUUCUGGUGGACGCAGUGGGAACAGACAAACUGAAGAGCUGGGUCAAAGUCAACAGAGGAGCCAUGGUGCUCUGCAGCCUCCUGAACAGCUAUGAGAAGUCUGUGGCUGCGGAGGUGAAGGAGGCGCUGCAGUCCAUCAAAGGAGAGCUCAGCAGCCUUGCCAACAACAAAGGAGCUGAGAUCCUGCUGGAGAACCUCAACAAGUAGAGACUUUAUUCCAAACAGACUGGUGAUGUCAUCGUAUCAUUUCCUGUGCAGCAGAGAAACAAGCCUGCAGACGUUUGAAGCUGCGAAUGGGAAAGAUUUCAGGAGGUGUAUGCAACCUGGAUCUCUGUUAUGUCCGUCCCUGAUGGAAACAUGGACGUCAAUUUGUGUGGAAAUGUAUCUGUUGAUAAUGAAAUAAAAGAUGUUUGAGAAGGUGAUUGAACAACAGGUCAACAAAAUACAUCUAAUGUAAACACUCUUUUGCCAUAUUUUUCCCAAUGACUGUCAAUAAAACUCAGUUUCUUUCACAUAAAAGAUUCCCUUUGGGAUGCUGAAGGCUUUUUUUGCUGAUUAGUUGAGUUUUAUUGACAGUAGUCUAAAGGCAAAGGAGAUAUACAGUUAAUAGAAACUCAGAGCAGCAGACUGGUGGAAAUAACUUUAUUCUGUUUUUGUGCUGUUGGAUUGAGCUCCGACAUUUCAGCAGCCUCUGUUAAACAGGAAAGGUGUUCCUGUAGUUUAAAACUAACAGACCCAUAAACCAGGAAAAUAAAAACAAUCCGUCUGUAUUGCUUCAGUACUGUAGUCCUCUUUGAGAUUUCUAUUCUAAGAUUUUGUACCAUGUGUUUUAAUUUUAUCUGCUGAAAAGAAAGAAUUUGCAAAAUAAAGACUAUUGUAUUCACAUUUGAGUAUUUAAAUAUCACUCGCGUAAAAGCAGUAAGUAACCAUUUCUGAUAAGAAUAUUGAUACCUCUGUCAAAAGGUAACAUGCACAUUAUGUUUGUGAUGUGAGAACCACUUCCUGGAGUGUGCUUCAGCCUGGAAGUUAAUCUUUAUAAUCUCCUGGCUAUAGCUUCACAUUAAAAUGAAUAUCAUGGCAUUUUG